Trypanosoma conorhini is the source of this 1026-nucleotide messenger RNA. RefSeq names its product cyclin 1. The record is from RefSeq and is a predicted model, not a curated record. The transcript has a single exon. Lineage: Eukaryota; Euglenozoa; Kinetoplastea; Trypanosomatida; Trypanosomatidae. Gene Ontology annotation, molecular function: serine-type peptidase activity. Bases 1 to 1026 code for a protein of 341 amino acids. Gene Ontology annotation, biological process: proteolysis.
AUGAUAACGCGCAUUGAACCGUCCAGAUUAAAAGGCUUCUUCGGCGGCUCCGGCGCGGACAUGUUCGGGGAGCUGGAGGCUGUGGACCGUGUGCUGAUGCUCACGGGAAACUUUGACGCGGGCACAAAGGCCUUGACGGCGCCGGUGCGUCUGGCGUACAUUGGCACCGCCGUCUACGACCUCCCCGAGUACAAGGAGACGCAGACGAAGGGGUUUCUGUCGCGCGGCUGCACCGUGGGCGAGGUGUGCGUGGCGGACCUCUCCGCGCCGAACAAGGUCGCGAAGGAGGAGCUGGAGUUUUUGGGGCAGGCGCAUAUUGUGCUGGUGUCGGGCGGCAACACACUCUUCGCCGUUCGCCGCUGGGAGGAGACGGGGCUUGACGUCUGCCUUCGCGCCGCGGCGAUGCGCGGCGCCGUGCUGGCGGGCGGGAGUGCGGGCGCCAUCUGCUGGUUCACCUCCGGCCACAGCGACUCGGCUGACCCGGCGACGUACGCCGCGGCGAUGCUGCGGGGGGCCUGCGGCGACGCCAACAAAACAGCGGCGGCGGCGGUGGAGGCGCAGCGGCAGCGGCCGCAGCAGGAAGUUGAGGACGGUGCGGCUUGGAGCUACAUCCGCGUGCACGGCCUCGGCCUCCUGCCGGGGCUGCUCUGCCCCCACCACGACAAGCGUGAGAGCAACGGGGUGCUGCGGGUGGAGGACAUGGACAAGAUGAUGCUGCGGCACCCGACGGAGCGCGGCGUCGGCGUCGAUCACUGGGCGGCGGUUGUGCUGCCAGGCGACGGCACCUACGAGGUCUUCACCGUGCCAGGCAAGGCACGCGCGACAAACAGCGCGCUGGCGCCCGCCGUCUACGUGAAGGACGUCGUGGCGGGUGAGCUACGCUCGCUGGAGAUGCCGGAGCGGGGGCAGCUGAGCCAGCUGCUGCGGCAGCCAAGCGGCCCCGUGGUGCAGGACCCUUUCGAGGCGUACUACGCCAUGGCAAACCCAACGGCGACGACCGAAAAGCUCCUCUGCCGCUUCCGCUGA